AUGGCAUCGCUACAACAAUGUUUUGUCGACGAAAUCAUCGAGCCGGUCAAACUGAUUGAAGUCACACCUUCUUCGGAUGAAGAUUGCAAGAGCGACCUGGCUAUUCAUGAGUUCUUGGAUCCGCAGGGCCUGAGUUCGUACAUGGAAGAUGGCCGAGACAGAGACUUCACCUAUCGCUUCAUAUCGAUAUGCCAGCGCAACUCAUGGAGACCGCUGCAGAUUACCAAGCCGAUGAUGAAGCUACUAAAAGACGGCUUUGAACUAGGCGACUCGCUAUGGGAGUUGGCAUCAUGCUUCUACGUCCGGAACAUGGACGUCGAAGAGGUUUUCUGCAUGCCUUUCACGGAGCGAAGAACUGGGCCCGUAGUCGAGGCGGCAUACACCAUUCGAUACCCCGAAUUCAAGCCGGAGAGCAACAAGUGGGUCAUUAGACAGACCGGUGUCUAUCAUCGUACCAAUUCCAAGACAAGCCAAAAUCUCUGCAUAUUGUUCAACCCGAUGCCCGGUGCGGAGGCAAACCAAAAAGCUCAAGACUGGCUGUUCGACCAUUACAGAGAUACCGAGUUCGAUCCUGUGUGGCUGCACAGGGUUCUUCAUGAAACCUUUUUGCCAUCGUGGAGGUCUUACAUCGCCUACUAUGAGCGGCAAUUCUUACCCAUGGCGCUUACAACAUUCGCAACUUUCAUAGAGGAGCCGUCAACGCAAAAGUCAAGUCACCUUACGACACUGGCCAGCUUAGAGAAUCGCUUCCUUCAGGUACCCGCCAUCCUUGCUUCCGCAGAAGAUGUUCUCAAAGAAUUGUCUGAGCUGUGCAAGUUGUGGCGAAAUGACAAGAACCAGGGGGCGGCUAGUCUCUCGUCUGUAGACUUUGAGAACUUCCGGCGCCAAUGUGGUGCUUUCUCUCGAACGGCUUCCUACCUACAUCAACGAGCCCAGACGACAGCCCAACUCCUCGCCAACACGUUGUCUUUCCGAGAACAAUUAGACACAAGAAAGCAGAAUGAGAACAUGCUGAACCUCAAUAAGUCGGUGGUCUUUAUUACUACUCUGACCUUGCUGUAUCUACCGCCAUCGUUCAUUGCUACCUUCUUUGGUAUGAACUUCUUCGACCUGGACGACGAGAACAACAGGAUUGUUAGCACAUCGAUGAUCUGGAUAUACGUCGUUGCUUCGAUUAUACUUACUGCUGCUACAUUCAUCAUCUACCACAUGCUCCUGGAGGGAGGUCCCUUUGGCAAGCGGAAGAUGGUCUUGCCCAAAGCGGGCGAAUGGAACCAGCUGAAGAUAUGGGUCCGGAAGAGAAGCACAUUUGCCGAGAAGAACGCCCUUGCUGUUUGA
Messenger RNA from Colletotrichum siamense, 1338 nucleotides. RefSeq lists its product as uncharacterized. Gene Ontology annotation, biological process: metal ion transport; transmembrane transport. The transcript has 5 exons. Gene Ontology annotation, cellular component: membrane. NCBI's taxonomy places the organism in Eukaryota, Fungi, Ascomycota, Sordariomycetes, Glomerellales, Glomerellaceae. The record is from RefSeq and is a predicted model, not a curated record. Bases 1 to 1338 code for a protein of 445 amino acids. Gene Ontology annotation, molecular function: metal ion transmembrane transporter activity.